This is a messenger RNA of Cylicostephanus goldi, 263 nucleotides long. NCBI's taxonomy places the organism in Eukaryota, Metazoa, Nematoda, Chromadorea, Rhabditida, Strongylidae. The record is from the annotation of a GenBank genome assembly.
AUGGAUGAAGCAGAGUUGAAAGUGUUACAAGAAGAGAUCAAAGCUAUGGGGGACGAAAUUAGGUCUUUGAAAACGGAAAAAGCCGAUCCAGCGUUGAUCAAAGCAAAAAUAGCUGCAAUGUUAGAAAAGAAGAAACUUCUCGGUGAUGGUCAAGCAGAUCAGGGAAAAUUUGUGCUCAAAACUCCUAAAGGUAAACCUCUUACUUCAGUCGCUUUUCGUCAUGGUUUUCUCUCAUUUUACUUUGUAAGGUCUCAGGCAUAGUU